UAAGCAUACUAGUGUCACCCUGCCUAGGAGGUUGGCAUUGUUUCUAGUGUAACCUUGGUUAGUAGCUGGAAAAAUGAAAAAUUGGAGAGACAAAAUAGGAAAAAUGAGUAUUUUGUGACUUGGUUUUCUUGGGCAGGUGUAUUUCUGCUGUUAUUGCAGGAAGUGAAUUCGUGAGACUUGAAAGAGAAAAUCAACAGAAGCAGUCUUUUUCAAAUGGCCAUGUUGAUGAGGCAUUAGAUCCUGAGACACAGAACCGUUCUUCGGUGGAGGCAAGCAUUAAGUCCACAAUGCAACUGUUUGUCAAAUUCUCUGCUGGAAUUAUCCUGGAUUAUUGGAAUGAACAUAACAGAUCUCAUAUUGUAGCAAAGCUUAUAUUCCUGGACCAAUUUUGUGAGAUCUCUCCAUACCUGCCAAGAAGCUCGCUAGAAGCCCAUCUUCCUUUCGCAAUUCUCCGCUCCAUAUACACCCAAUACUACUCAAAUUCCUCUCCUGUGCACGUGCAACUUGCAUUGCUCAACACAUCUCCCCGGCAUUCGCCUGCUAUACUUGCGCACACAUCUCCGGCAAUGAGGCAGCCGGGGCCCCGUGAAGAGUCUACUCCACAUUCAACUCUUAAUGAUUCCGGCUAUUUCAAGGCAUCAUCAAGCCAUAACCAAAAUCAGCUAUACGACACUGAAAAUAAAGCUCGGAAUACGAGGCGCUCUGGGCCGUUGGAUUAUAGUGCCAGUGCCACUCGCAAAGUCAAGUUUAUGGAAGGCUCAACAUCAUCAAGCACAGGUCCAAGUCCUUUACCAAGGUUUGCAGUGUCCAGAUCCGGUCCCAUAUCAUACAAGUAGUAGAAACAAGAAUGUACAUUUGCUUCCUGUCAAUGUCAAUAUUUCAAAGUGGAAAUUCAGUCUACUACUAUGCUCAUAUAAUUUUGACGUUUAUUCAUAUUUGGAAAUUGUAGUUUAUUUAUUCAUAGGGGUGGUCAUUCGCUUCAUUUUAAACCGAGUUAAUCGUUUACUAAACUGAAAUACUUAAUCAAAGUGAAAAUUAUAUUUUGAUUUA
Molecule: messenger RNA, 1050 nt
Organism: Ipomoea triloba (trilobed morning glory)
Lineage: Eukaryota; Viridiplantae; Streptophyta; Magnoliopsida; Solanales; Convolvulaceae
Product: protein NAP1-like
Exons: 2
Coding region: 288-836 (182 amino acids)
Biological process (GO): cell morphogenesis; cortical actin cytoskeleton organization; cell migration
Cellular component (GO): SCAR complex
Source: RefSeq, a predicted model, not a curated record